This is a messenger RNA of Toxotes jaculatrix (banded archerfish), 1761 nucleotides long. RefSeq names its product transmembrane protein 151B. The coding region runs from base 1 to 1761 and encodes 586 amino acids. The record is from RefSeq and is a predicted model, not a curated record. The transcript is spliced from 2 exons. Lineage: Eukaryota; Metazoa; Chordata; Actinopteri; Toxotidae.
AUGCUCUCUUCCGAUCUGGACUCUGCGGAGGACACGACGGCCAGUGCUCCCAAUGAUGCCGAGGGAGAGGAGCAGGUGGAGGAGGAGGAGGAGGAGGACUCACCGGCCGAGAGUGAUGUCCUGGAGGAGCAGCGUCCAGUGAAGCAGUCCCUGGGUGCUUGUGUCUGCCGGGAGUCCCAUUGGCGCUGCCUGCUGCUCUCUUUGCUCAUGUACAGCUGUGUGGGCGCGGUGGCCUGGUGUCAGCUCACCCGGGUCACCAAGAUCAGCUUCAACUCCGCCCUCACCUCCUCCUUCACGGCCUCCUUCACUUCCUCCCUGCGGGGGGCAUCUGGGAUGGGCGUUGGAGGACACUCAAUGAUCUACCACGACAGCCCCUGCUCUGACGGCUACAUCUACAUCCCUCUGGCCUUCCUGCUCAUGCUCUAUGUGUUGUACAUGGUGGAGUGCUGGCACUGCAGAGCCAGGAGCGAGCUGCAGUGCAAAGCAGAUGUGGACAGUGUGUAUGAGCGCGUGCUGCGGAUGCAGCAAGCCCAGCCCUGCAUAUGGUGGAAGGCUAUCAGCUACCAUUUUGUCCGAAGGACUCGGCAGGUCACUCGAUACCGCAACGGGGACGCCUACACCACCACACAGGUGUACCAUGAGAGAGUGAACACACAUGUGGCAGAGGGAGAGUUUGACUACAGCCACUGUGGGAUGAAAGAUGUAUCACGUGAACUCAGAGGCCUGGAGGGACAUCCAGCAACCCGCCUGCGAUUCACCAAGUGUUUCAGCUUCACAGAGGCAGGUCCAGAAAAUGACUACCUCAACCAGAGAGCCAGGUUCUUCUCUGAAAUAGAGGGUUUGGAUGAUUACAUGGAGGCCAGGGAGGGGAUGCAGCUGAAGAAUGUGGACUUCAGAGAGAACCUGAUAGCCUUUGUAGACCCAGAUAGGAUGCCUUGGUACACUUCCCAGGUUGCCUUCUGGCUGGCAGCUCUCUUCAUGCUGUCCUGGCCUCUGAGAGUGCUCACAGAGUACCGCACUGCUUAUGUGCACUACCGGAUAGAGAAACUAUUUGGGUUAGAGUACAGCCACAGCAGCCUGUCUCCUCUGGAUGAAGACAGGCCUGUGGCGAAUAACACUGGCUGUGUUAUUCCAAGAGUAGACACACUGGACAGCACUGAAAUGGAGUGGCACAUACGUUGCAACCGCCAGGUGAUUCCCAGCUACUCAGAGGCCAUGCUGAUAAACAUGAGCACAGCAGACUCAAACUCACUACAUGACACUGAAUGCACGUCAUCCUCAAACUGCUUCCUGUUGGACAGCAGCCAGACUGCACAGAGUUACGGCGCUCUCCAAAGCCAGGACAACUGCGAGCAAUGCAGCGAGCUGGCUGGGCGAGAAGAUGGGGGAGGCGGGAGGAGGACCGUCACCAGCUCCAGCUGCUCCUCCAUCUUUUCCUGUCGGGGAGCGCUGUUUCAGUCCCACCUCUCCUCAGACACAUCUCGCUUCUCUCUGUGCCGCAUGUAUGGCUCCCAUCGCACUGUGGCUCUGUGGAGGAGCCGCAGCAGCAACCUGACGGACCCCUGCUGCGUGGACGAGCAGUGCUGCGGGUCCGACUCCAGCCAGCUGGCCCUCAGCGACAGUCCACCUACUUACAGGGACGCUCGGUUCUUCCCAGUUCUUAUUGUGCAUCGGUCUGAGGGCUGUGGCAGCGAGGAUAGGAGGGAGGUGAGGCGUUAUUAUAUACGGCGAGGGUCAUCCUGUGUGGAGACAGCUCUGUGA